UAGGCACCUCUGGAUCCAAUCUUCCGAAUUAUGAACGCCUACAAAGCAGACCCUUAUGACAAGAAGAUUGACCUCGGCGUGGGAACCUAUGGUACAGAUGAAGAAAAACCAUAAAUCUUUGAAGUUGUGAAAAGAGUUGACUAGAGAUUAUCAAUGGUAUUAAAUUAAAUAAAGCAUGAGUCUUAUUUUGAGUUAUCAAGGAAUAUCUGCUAUUUGAAGACUUAUCUGACUUUAACUAGGGCUGUUAAAGGCGAUUAUUUGGCAAAGACAACCCCUUUAAUUGAAAGUGGAAGGAUAGUAACAGCCUAGUGUUUGGGAUGAACAGGGGCACUUAGAGUGGGAUUUGAUAUCGUGAAAGACCUUUGGCAGGAGAUAUCUAUGUCAUGAAACCA
Molecule: messenger RNA, 392 nt
Organism: Paramecium octaurelia
Lineage: Eukaryota; Ciliophora; Oligohymenophorea; Peniculida; Parameciidae
Source: the annotation of a GenBank genome assembly